Messenger RNA from Lodderomyces margitis, 1761 nucleotides. RefSeq lists its product as uncharacterized. Bases 1 to 1761 code for a protein of 586 amino acids. The transcript is spliced from 2 exons. Gene Ontology annotation, cellular component: COP9 signalosome. Lineage: Eukaryota; Fungi; Ascomycota; Pichiomycetes; Serinales; Debaryomycetaceae. Gene Ontology annotation, biological process: protein deneddylation. The record is from RefSeq and is a predicted model, not a curated record.
AUGUCGGACGAAGAACUAUUUUCAGAAGAUUCUUACGAAUUCGAGUUUGAAGAAGAAGAACAUGACAAUGCCGGAUCAGGUGAUGAGAAUAAUGCAAUCAAUGAGGAUGAAGAAGAUCAAGGGAUAGAGAACCGAUAUUAUAUGGCAAAGAGCUCCAAAGAUGAUGAAGUGGAUAAAGCAAUUGUUGACUUUAAAAAGAUUAUAGAAUCUUCCUUUGAUGAUGAUGAUGAUGCCAACGAAUGGAUUUUCAAAUCGUACAAACAAUUGAUAAAGCUAUAUUUAGCCGAAGGCAAACUCAGCGAGGUCUUGACGACAAUGAACCAGAUGUUGCCACUUUUGCCUCGGUUGAACAAGUCGUAUGUUGAAGAAUCGCUAUCAAGAAUGAUUGUACGGUAUGCAAAUGUACCCCAGCCUGACUUCAUCAAGAAUGUAUAUCAGUUGUUGUUGGAACAAGAAUACUUUCGUAAUGAAAAAUUGUGGUUGAAGGUGAAUUCAAAUUUACUUGCCUUAUACUUGGAAACAGGCGAAUUGGACAAGGUACCGGAGUUGUUGAAUGUUAUUCAUGACAAAUUCCCCACUAUACCCGAAUCAAUACAAAAAUUGUUCACCUUGGAAAUCAUUGCUGGAGAAAUUGAGUAUUUGUUUAAGCUAGAAGAGCUAGAUAUACCGAAAUUGACUCAUUUGUAUAAACAAAGUAGCAAGUUUACCACAGCAGUCACCCAUCCAAAGAUUCUAGGAGUAAUUAAAGAAUGUGGAGCUCGAGUACAAUUUCAUCGUGAAAAUUAUGAAAAAGCUCGCGCUGAGUUUUACGAAAGUUUUAAAAAUUAUGAUGAAGCAGGGGCUGCAGCAAAGAAUAAGAUUUUGAAAUAUCUUGCAUUAUGUUCAUUGCUAUGUAAUAAUGAUUUAGACCCUUUCCAAUCACAGGAAACGCAAACCUAUUCACAAUUUGCCGAAUUUGAUAAUUUGAAAAACAUGAUCAAGGCAUAUAAUGGCAUGUCGGUGAUUGAAUUUAAUAAAGUGUUGCAACAAGAUGAUGAAUUUUUCAAUGACGAAAUAUUCAAACAAGCUUCGCAACAAAUUCUGGAAAAUUUACGAAUUCGAGUGUUGAUGAAGAGUAUCAGUUCAUCUGAGUGGAAAUUUAAGGAUUUGUAUCUGCUUUUGCAAACUGAAGGAGAUGAAUUUAGUGACUUGUUGGUGAAGUUGAUGGGAACUGGAAGGUUGAUUGAUGCAAAGGUUGAUUUUGAAAAUGAAGUGAUUGUUCAUGAACCACGAACUAGUUUACUUGUUCCAACUACGGCGAAACAAAUCUAUUACAAUGUUAAACUUUUGGAUACAUUGACCACUACACAAGUCGAUAGUAUGGUUAUCGAAGAAAAAAACUUGCUCUUUUCAGGACCCCAACCACCGCAAAACCUUGAUUUUUUGCCCAAAAUGUUUUUCCUAAUAGAUCGACCCAAGAAACCUCAAGAUUGGUUCAAGUCUAUUGAAUGCUGGUACAUGUACAUAAUGUCAUUUUCACCGCAAACCUGUCAUUUAGAGAUAAGUCAGCAUGAACAAGUCCUUGAUGAAAUAGAAGAAAGGAAUAAACAGAGCAAAGUUGGUGGCGACAAUACAGCAGUUGCAAAUGAAUUGGCUAAUUUCAAUACUGGUUUGUUGAAUUCGACAAUGCACGAUGCAUACGAUGACGAGGAGAUUGAGACUGUUGAGGUUAAAAAGGUGAACUUGCUACAAUCGUGGGUAAAUGCGUUGAAGGGGACAUAG